Messenger RNA from Brassicogethes aeneus, 742 nucleotides. The record is from the annotation of a GenBank genome assembly. Lineage: Eukaryota; Metazoa; Arthropoda; Insecta; Coleoptera; Nitidulidae.
UACACCGCAAUAAUUGAUUAAAAUAUCUGUUAUUCAUAAAAUAAUAAUUUGGCAUGGCGUUUUUAAAGGAAAUUGUUUUAGUAUAUUUUGCAAUAAAUCUCUGUUCAGGCAGGUUGGUAAAAAUAGACAACUUGUUAAAAGAAGAUCUAACCAUAUCUGCUACUGGGCUACAGGAUUUUGUUUUGCCUGCAUUGAUGACAAAAAACAUUACACUGGAAAAUGGAUUAAACACAAUUUACGGCACAUAUAAAUCCUGCAAUGUUUCUGAAUGUAGAGAAUAUGUGACCAAAGUGAACUUAACAAUAGGCCAUUUGGCUAGCAACAUGGAUUUACAAUGUGUAGAUGUCAAGAAAGGAUUUAAUCUACCAAUGAAGGUUGAAGCUACCCCAGAUCUUUGUUUACUAUCACUAUGUGGCAGUAAAAUGUUAGUGUCUAUGUGCGAUGAAGAAGAUUUGGUUAUAAUAAACAAUGUGGUGAUGGGUUGUAAAAAUAAUAACAACAGCAUUGUGAAUUUUAAUGUGGAGUGUGGGAAAUUAGCUGUUACAUCUGAUUAUAAAAGUGAUAACAUACAGAAAUGUGUUAAUAUUGAAUACUAUACGGUAACUUUUGCUUAUCAAGAUUGGUGGUGAUUUUUUAAAUAAAUACAUAUUGAUUUUUAUCUGUUUGUUAUGUUUUAAUAAAUGUUAAUAAAAAAAAUAUUUGUAUUUAAUGUACGUAUAUUCAUUGGGUUUGUUAAUAUGUA